GUCUGGUUCUCGGUGAAGAGAAGGCGCACCGCGGUUUAUUUUAUUCAACAGUUGGAACUAUGGAGAGUAUGAAGUUCACUGACGUUGAUGAUACGGUUGUAACAAGGCGAAAUGAACCUGGAAUAAGGAUUCGAACGUUGACUGCAUUCUUUUUUCUUCUAUUAGCAGCCCUAUUGGCUGUAGGUGUUGGAAUAAUAGUUCAUUUUACGACAUCUUCAUCCGGCUGCCAAGUGAAUUGGCCAACCACGGCACUAUCGGAUCUGUUCAGCGAUGAGUAUAUGUUGCAGAAGUGCUCUGUAAUUAGUAAAGAAAGAAAGAAAUGUCCGAAGGGUUGUGAAUAUAUUGAAAAGAUCGAAACUCCUGUAAAGGAUAUCUUUGACCGUCCUAACGAUGUUCGUCUACCUAAUGAAACUGUACCGUAUCACUAUAAAAUCAAAUUGCAACCGCACUUUUAUAACGAAAAUCCAAAAGACUUUUUCUUUGAGGGAACUUCUAAGAUGUUCUUUACAAUUUUCGAGAAUACUACAAAACAAAUUAUCAUUCAUAGCGCUGGUUUGAGAAUUGACAAAACAUAUACCAAAGUUCAAGAUGAUAAGGGUAGAGAUAUAAAAAUUGCAGAUCAAGUUUAUGAUGUAGAGCGUCAAUGGUGGAGAAUUGAAUUAAAAAGCGAAAUGCAUCCAAAUAAUAAUUAUAGUAUUGAACAUAAAUUCGAAGGGGAUCUUACAGAUGGCCUUGCUGGAUUCUAUAGGAGCAAAUAUUUUGAUAAAAAAACUCAAAUGACAAGAUACCUAGCAACGACCCAAUUCCAGCCAACCGAUGCCCGUAGAGCCUUUCCUUGCCAAGAUGAGCCUGCCAAAAAGGCGACGUUUAACAUUACUCUAAUUAAAAAGAAAGGCUAUACCGCUCUUUCCAACACAGAGAGCUAUUACGAAAGAAAAUUGCAUGACGAUUGGAUUGAGGUUGGCUUUAAAGAAACACCCAAGAUGUCAACCUAUCUUUUAGCUUUCAUAGUGUGUGAUUUUAUUAAUAAAUCCCAGAAAACCAAAAAUGGAGUAGAGAUAAGAGUAUGGGCUAGGCGAGAUGCCAUAGACAAAGUUGACUUUUCAUUGGACGCAGGCCGAAAGAUUCUGGAGCAUUUCGAGGAUUAUUUCCAAAUUCCAUUUCCCCUUAACAAACUAGAUAUGAUAGCCGUUCCAGAUUUUUCUGCAGGAGCUAUGGAAAAUUGGGGAUUGGUUACGUACAGAGAGACUACAUUAUUAGUAGACGAACGUAGCGCAACAUCUAAUAAACAACGGGUAGCCGUAAUUGUUUCUCACGAAUUGGCGCAUCAAUGGUUUGGUAAUCUUGUAACGCCCGCUUGGUGGGACGAUCUCUGGUUGAAUGAGGGAUUCGCCUCCUACGUUGAAUACCUUGGAGUCGAUAAGAUAUUUCCAGAUUGGGGAAUGAAAGGACUCUUCAUAAUCGAAGAUUUACAGGAUGUUAUGAGAUUCGAUGGCUUCAAAAAUUCCCAUUCAAUCUACCAUUAUGUCAUUCAUCCGCGAGAUAUUAGUGAAAUAUUCGAUAGGAUAUCAUACGCGAAAGGGGCAAGUGUUAUUCGGAUGAUGAAAGAUUUCAUUGGGGAAGAUCUAUUUCUCAAAGGAUUAACCAAAUAUUUAAAAACUUAUCAAUAUUCCGUUGCUAAUCACAACAAUUUAUGGGACGCUUUGACCAAUGUUUGCAAAGAAGAGGGCAAAUAUAUUGACGUUGCUAAAAUAAUGAACUCUUGGGUAAGACAAACAGGAUACCCGGUCGUAAAAUUAUGGAGAGAUUAUCUCGGCUCAAAGACGAAAUUGUAUAGUGAUCAAAUAAGAUUUUUAAACGAGAAAAAUCAUCUUUACGAUCCUGAACAUAAUAAAGUUCAAAAGUUACAAAAUUCUUGGUAUAUUCCUUUGACUUAUCGUUUGGACACAUCACCCAAGACAGAAAGAGUUUGGAUGAAUAACGAAAAUAUAACGAUACCUAUAGAUAGAAAUGUUCAAUGGUACCUGGGUAAUUUAAAUCAAUCUGGAUUCUAUAGGGUGAAUUACGAUGAGGCCAAUUGGAAUGCUUUGAUUGAUCAACUUAUUAAAGAUCAUACAGUUUUUGACGUAAUAAACAGGGCUCAAAUUAUAGACGACACUUUUUGGUUGGGAAGAUCAGGGUUAAUUGACCAAAGAUUAAGCCUAACAGCAAUUGAAUAUUUAAAAAGGGAGCUAGGCGAUAUGGGAUACUUACCAUGGAAAUCAGCUGUCCGUGCUUUAAACUUCUUUGAUCGUAUGCUUAAAAAGAUGCCAAUCUAUGGUAACUUUUUGACCUACAUGAGAAAUUUAAUUACUCCCGUUUAUGACAAAUUCGGAUGGAAUAUCUCCAAAACGGACAAACAUCUUGUAAAAUAUAUGAAAUCGACGGCCGUUGAAGUUGCCUGCACAGUUGAACACCAAGACUGCAUAAAGAAAGCUAGAGAGGAAUUCGAAAAAUGGCUUAUAGAUGAUAAUUACAAGAUUGAAGCAGAUUUGACAUCAGUAACACUAUGCGUCGGCAUAAAGUUCAGUAACGGUUCAACGUGGGAAAGAGUAUUUGGACGGUUUAUGAAUGAAACUUCACCAACAAUGAAAUCAAAGUUGAUGCAUAGUCUAUCUUGCAGUAGAGAACCAUGGAUAUUAAUCAAAUACCUUCUGGGUGCCAUUGGUAGCGAAUUAAUACGGAAUCAAGAUGCAGUAAUGGUUAUUCAUUAUAUAUCGAAAAAUCCUAUUGGAGGCGAUCUUGCUUGGAAUUUUAUAACUCAAAAUUGGGACGAUAUUAAUAAAAAACUCGGAGGGACUUUACUUUCAACGAAUAAUCUUAUAAACUCUGUAACAGCAGCUCUAAACACAAGGGUCGCUUAUAAACAGCUUGAGAAUUUCGCCAAAACUCAUAAAGAAAAACUUGGAGCUGCCGUAAGAAUUGUCGAAUAUGCUAAAGAAAGAACAAAAGCGCAAAUUGAAUGGAUAGAUAAGAAUUAUGACCAAGUUGCCGCUUGGCUAAGAGAUCGAUAUCCUUUUGCAUGAUGUAGCUUUCUGUCAACACACUUUUGCAACUAGUUUUCAAAUUGUACAGUACACCUAAAAAUCUGCACAAACUUAAUAAUCUCAUCUUUCCUUCUUAAAAGAUAACAAAGUUAUAAAUUGAUUAGUAUUAUGAUAAUCAAAAAC
Dimorphilus gyrociliatus is the source of this 3209-nucleotide messenger RNA. The record is from the annotation of a GenBank genome assembly. Lineage: Eukaryota; Metazoa; Annelida; Polychaeta; Dinophilidae.